This is a messenger RNA of Suillus bovinus, 731 nucleotides long. RefSeq lists its product as uncharacterized. The coding region runs from base 74 to 430 and encodes 118 amino acids. The transcript is spliced from 3 exons. Lineage: Eukaryota; Fungi; Basidiomycota; Agaricomycetes; Boletales; Suillaceae. The record is from RefSeq and is a predicted model, not a curated record.
CCUGCAAUUCGUCGUCAACUCAACGACCGUUCGACGGGCUUACCAGCGUCAUCCUCAUCCACUACUCCACAUUAUGUUCACGCGCUGUCAAUGUCUGAUCCUCCCUUGGCCGCUGUUCAUUCUGGUGUUCAAGUUGCACCUACUUUACUUCCUCAUGGACACCUGCAUUAUCCAUUCUCUCCCCAGCAUAAUUUACAUCAUGCACCUAGCAACACACACUAUCAUACCGUUCCUCAUCAUUCUCUUCACAAUUAUCAUAUACCUGCACAAGCUACACAAUCACAUAACUAUUGCAAUAGAAUUGAUUGCACACUUCUACCGCGUCGUACAGAUUGUUUCGUGUACCAUUGCCUCUGACAGCGCGACGAACGGUGCGGACACUGAUACGGAGUGCGAAAAGGCAUGGCGGCAGACGUGUGACAUGGUGUGACAAAGUGCGCGAACUCUAGGGAAAAUGCACUUUUCUGCGCGGUAACCUUCCGCUGGACUCAACACGUCGAGAUUCAAAAAAAAAACUAGCAGGUGCUGUACUUUCGAUGUCACGCUAUCGAGCUGUCAACUAAUUAAAUUUUUAUGUUGAUGCGUUGUGGAGUAAUAGACGUUACGCCAAAAUUGCGCGAACUCUAGUGGACAUCUAGUAACUCAAGGCACGCCGCAUUUUGUGGUUGCUCUCUAUCUCCACAGGAUGUCCUCGUCUUCGGUUAAAGAUACCCAGACCCUGGAUAAGAACG